Trypanosoma cruzi is the source of this 648-nucleotide messenger RNA. RefSeq names its product mucin TcMUCII, putative. NCBI's taxonomy places the organism in Eukaryota, Euglenozoa, Kinetoplastea, Trypanosomatida, Trypanosomatidae. The transcript has a single exon. The record is from RefSeq and is a predicted model, not a curated record. The coding region runs from base 1 to 648 and encodes 215 amino acids.
AUGAUGACGUGCCGUCUGCUGUGCGCCCUGUUGGUGCUUGCCCUGUGCUGCUGCCCGUCCGUGUGCGAGGCAGAUACUGAUACUGAACCCCCUGACGUUACUGAGGAUGUUGAUGAAGCUGGUGGAAGAGGCGCCGAUCAAUUGGCCACUGCAGUAGAGUCACCACAUGAGGAAACCGUUCUGUCAGGGUUGCCAGUUACAGAGUCUGGAGCCGAACAGGGAAAAAAUACCAGAGCGGGACAACGUUUAACCGAUAAGUUGCCAAAAUCGGAUGAGGCAGCCGCUGCGACAGAGAAAAAAGGCAAGAACGGUACGACAGGGACAGAAGCUGACAAGAAUACAUCCACAGAAAAUACGGAUAAGAAAUACGAAAAUCCUUCCACGACGACCAGUACGACUACAACAAAGACACCAACCACCACCACGACGAUUACGACGACUGCGAACACUACGAACACUACGACCACGACCAAUACAACCACUGCGCCAGAGGCAUCAAGUACUACGAAUACCGAGGCGCCAACUUCGACGACCACCCGCGCACCGUCACGUCUUCGCGAAACCGACGGCAGCCUCAGCACCUUUGCGUGGGUGUGUGCCCCGCUGCUGCUCGCCGCAUCCGCGCUGGCGUACACCACUCUGGGCUGA